GCCAGGGGUCCCCGCUCGGCGUCCCCGCGAGACGGUCGAGCCCCGGCCGGCUGCGCGGCGCGCUGGGUGCAUGUGGGGGCUGCUCCGGAGCGGCGGCGGCUGCAGCUGGAGCCAGGCGCUCGCCUGUCCGCCGGUUGGCUCGCUGGGACGGCGCGCACCGGCCGCAGAGUCCCUUGAGUGGAUUGGGAAGCGACGCCCCACCUGCCCCGAGCUCACCAUUUUCCUCUCGCGCUGGCUGCAGCUGACCCGGCGAAGGGAACCGACCGGGCCCUGGGCUGGAGGUAAAACCCCACGGAAAGAACAUGAGGUUCCCUUGGAAAUCAUUCAAGAGGAAGAUGGAAGGGGCUGUUUAAAAGAGCUUAAAACCUACAGGCUGUGAGACUGGGGCCUGAGUGCUGGCAGUGGAAAACGCUGUUGGGCUGUGAUCUCUCCCUAAAAAGUUCCAGGUGCCUUUUUGCUUCCUGCAAAAGAAAGGAAGCGAAAGAGAAGACCAUGUCCAUAGCCCUGAAGCAGGUAUUCAACAAGGACAAGACCUUCCGGCCCAAGAGGAAAUUUGAACCUGGCACACAGAGGUUUGAGCUGCACAAACGGGCUCAGGCAUCCCUCAACUCGGGUGUGGACCUGAAGGCAGCUGUGCAGCUACCCAGUGGGGAGGACCAGAAUGAUUGGGUGGCGGUACAUGUGGUGGACUUCUUCAAUCGGAUCAACCUCAUCUAUGGCACCAUCUGUGAGUUCUGCACCGAGCGGACCUGCCCUGUGAUGUCAGGGGGCCCCAAAUAUGAGUAUCGGUGGCAGGAUGACCUCAAGUAUAAGAAGCCAACAGCGCUGCCAGCUCCCCAGUACAUGAACCUUCUUAUGGAUUGGAUUGAGGUUCAGAUCAACAACGAGGAAAUAUUUCCAACAUGCGUGGGUGUUCCCUUCCCAAAGAACUUCCUUCAGAUCUGCAAGAAGAUCCUGUGCCGCCUUUUCCGGGUCUUUGUCCACGUCUACAUCCACCACUUCGACCGGGUCAUUGUGAUGGGUGCAGAGGCCCAUGUCAACACCUGCUACAAACACUUCUAUUACUUUGUCACAGAGAUGAACCUCAUAGACCGCAAGGAGCUCGAGCCUUUGAAAGAGAUGACGAGCAGGAUGUGUCACUAAUGCUUCACCUCACCCUUUGGAAGAAAGGAAAGCUGUUUCCUCCUGGAGCCCUGAGCGGGCAGGAGGUGGACCACCCUGGCUUAAAUGACACACCUACUCCCAGGAGCAGCAGAGGUGGAGGCAAGCAGUGACUCCUGAGAGACAUUCCCCACUCACUUUGUGUGCUCUUAACCUUCUGAGUGCUGCUCGCCCAGACCUGUGGACCAAGCAGAUCACAACGUGAAAGAAGGACCAGUCCCUUGAUUGUUCUGGCUGGGGAAUUGUCCACGAGGAAGCCUCUGCACUUCCACACAUGGCACAGUUCUGCCUGCGACCUGCCACCUAAGCUUUACUGGAAUUCAGGUUUUGAGACUGAGAUGCUUGUUUGUAUUUUUCCACUUAUCUGUCUUGUCAGCUGGCCGACUUCUCUGUGAUUGGUUUUCUAAGUGCCGGGUGAAUUUUGGACCUCUGGAUGUGCAGCAAGUUUUUAUGCAAUAAACCUUCCUUUCAGGUCUCUAAAAGCUCCUGCUCUGGUCUGUGGUUUAACACUGCAGGGCUGUGGAGCUCUGAGAGACCUGAAUCCCCCAUCCCCCACACCCCCCUACUGUCCCUGCCUAGGCAUCCAUAGUAUUUCCCUAAUAAGUAGUUUUAUCAGGGACACUCCAUGGGGUGGCUUGUCUCUGCCCCAAACAGGGUCUUCACAUUCUAACUGCAGGGAAGAGACUGGUUACUAGCGUAAAGCUGACAAGUUACCAGUUCACCUGAUCAGAAUGUAUUUUUAUAACCACCGUCAUUCUUUGUCUCUUCAGUUGAAGAUAUUCUUUCCUGUUUCCCAGAGGAGAGAAAUAAAUAAUAAAAGUCCUAAAUGACUAAGAAUGAUCAGCGGGAGCCUUGGGCAUGAUUACUGCAGUGUUUGUUCUUGAUUAAAGAGCAGGGAGUCGUGGCUGUCUCUACAUAAUACUAACAUUUCAGUGAAAAAAUAAAAGUAAAAUUGGUUAUUUGGUACGUGUAGAUUUAACACCCAGAUGACUGACUUGUAACCCUCCCCACUGGCCUUCUGAGCGUUUAAACCCAGCCGUCAUUCUCUCCCCACUCCACACUCCCCACUCCUCUGCCAUGUUAUGUUACAGCACAAAAUUAAUGUCUGCCCCUGUGAUUGUGCCAUGGUUGCCAAGGUAACGGUGGAGCUGGAGCUAACUUCCUUCUUUCAUCCUUUCCAAUUUUUCUAUUCCAGAAGACAGUCAGAAUAAUGCAUUCUGUACUACAUCCUGCCUUUUGAAACUUAAAUGAGUUUUCGUUGAUGAAAUGUUGCCUUCUCUGAUUCAUUCACAAAACUGUGGUGGUUCUGACUGCCUGUGACGAGGGGGUCAUAAUACUUCCAGUGAUCCUUUUAAUUUAGCAAAAUAUUUGUUGGUGGAGGGAAGUAGAUAAGAAUGUAUUAGUGUAUUUUAAUGUAAUAAUGAUUAAAGAAUAACUGAAUGACUCUGAUUUUGUUUUAUUAUACAUAAUGUGUUAAAGCCAUCUGUGGGUGCCACAAAAGCCUAGAAUCAUGAAAUCUUUGUCCAAGCUAAGAAAGGGCUCUCUCUGUGGGUACGGUGGCAUUCUCUGUUGACCUAACCAAGCAGCCUGAACCUUGCUUUGUGUCUCAUAAAGGUCAUCUCAUGGAAUCCAAUUGCUGCUACCUCACCAUGUUGCUGUGCGCUGGUCAACAAUUAACAUACUUUUUUCCUCCUUUCAAAGUAGCUUCGAGAGUACAAAAUAGGCAAAGUUUUUUCCUUACAUCAGUUUUGGCCCAAAGAAUAUCUGACCAUCAUAGAGAUCCAGAGAACAGAAAUAAGAGUCCCUAAGUCCCAGCGUCUGUAAUACGCAGUUACCAGAUGGGAAUGCAGUACAGUGGGACAGAGAGGUGACGACGAAACCCAUGCCCCGGAGGAACUCUGUAGCUGUGCACCAUGGAACGCCACAGGAUUUUUGCAUUAAAAAGUUGAAUAUGUUCCUACAUUUCAGCAAUGCAUAAUCAAGCAGGAGGCUGGAAUCUGGAGACGUUUGUUAUUCACUCUUUUUAAGGUUAUUUUGUAUUAACUGUGCAUAUGAAAUUUCCACUCAAUUUAAAAAUCCAAGUGUUUUUAAGCUUCUUGGAACAAUUUCCUCCUGCUUGUAUUGUUAAUUGCACUAAUGAACUCUUCUAGGGUAAAUUCUGGCAAACUACUCUUUUUUUUUUUUUUUUUUUUUUAAUUACAGAAUGUUCCUGUUCCCACAGAACUUUGGCACAUUCUGAAGAAAAUCUCUGCAGUCAAUUUUUAUCUCCUUGGCUUGACGGCAUCUAACUGUUCAUCUCUGUUAUAAAUGGAACUUCAGCCGUCUGGGUCAGAGACUGACAACCCUCCUUUGUCUUCCUAACCUGUCCUGCUCGCCUUCUUUUUCUACUUUUGUUUUAAUUUUGGGAAAUUUUUAAGUAAAAGUUACAAAGUUGAAAGGUGAUAGUGAGUACCCUUACAGCCUUUAGUGUAUUAGUUGUUAACAUUUUGCCUUGUUUUCUUUUCUUCCUUUUUUUUUUUUUUUUUUUAAGAGAAGGGGUCUCUCCCUGUUUUACCCAAGCUGGCCUUGAACCCCUUGCCUCAAGUGAUCUUCCCCCUUAGCCUCCUGAGUAGCCAGGAUUAUGGCAUGUACCACCGCACCUGCCUCACAUUUUCUUUCUCACUGUAAAUACACAUUCUUAUUCUUGAACCUUCUGAAAAUAAGUUGCAGACAUCAUGAAAAUGUAAAAUACUUCAUCAUAUUCUUCCUUUUAAUAAGAGCAUUGUCCUAUAAAUCUGCAAUAUUUUCCCACCCAUGAAAGUGAACACUGAUACUGUAUAAAUCUAAUAUAUGAUCCAUAUUCAAAAUUCUCCAGUUGUCCCCAAAAUAUCCUUUAUAGCUGUUUAUUUUAAAAUCCAAGGUUCAAUCAAGAAUUAUACGUCACAUGUAGUUGUCAUUCUGUUUUGUUUCCUUUAAUCGAUUAGAGUUGCCCUUUUGUGUGUGUCUGAGUGGUGGGUGAUGGAUGGUGUUUGUGUAUGAUGUGCAGUGUGUGUGUGUGUGUGUGUGUGUGGUAUGUCUUUCAUGACACUGAAGAGUUCAGGCAAGUUGGUAGAAUGUCCCACAAUCUAGACUUUUUUACUGAUUGUUUCCUCAUUACGAGAUACAGGUUACAUGUUUUUUUCCAAGACAACUACAUGUGUAAUGUUGUUUCCUUCCUACUGCCCCAGCUCAGGAAGCACAUAGUGUCUAUUUGUCUCUUUUCUGAUAUUAGGACUGAUCAGGUGUUGUCUGCCUGAUCCAAUCAUUAUCAAGUUCCAUAAUUCAUUAUUAAGCUCUGAAAUUCAGGAUACGUACAUUUAUAGUGUGAGGCUGUGCAUACAUACAUUCAUUUCUUAAUGUUCUCAAGGAGGUCCAGGUUCCCCAAAAUAUUAUAGUCAUUGCAGUCAGAUGAUAUAGCAGUAGCAAAACAUUCAUUCCUUUCCAUGUAACAGGAGGGAGGGGAAGAAGGAAGUUUUCAUGUGCAGGCAGUAUGUGAGUGCGUGAGCAAGUGAGGAUUUGUACAUUCCCUGUAGCCAGAGGUGAAAUAUUCAACGCUUUUAUUUUUUCUCCCAUCUUCAGUGACCUCCCAUUUGGGCCCAUAGUUUAUUUAUAGAGAGCACACACUCCCUAAUUGUCAGUUGGUUUCUUUGGGAAAACCCUUAGAUAGUACAGUGGGUUAUGACCCUCCAAAGGACCACGAGUACAUAAACAGAUACAAAGUAUUUACGUGGUAUUAAAAUUUCGUGGUGAUGGUGCAAGGGAGAGAUGAUUAGGAAGAAAAUGUCUUAAAUGGCUAUCAUUGAGAAAUACUGAUCUAGAGUCAUUUCCUGUUUCUUAAAUUGUUCGUUUUUCUCUUCCCUGGGUAUUUUCUCAUUUCCAAAGACCCAGAGUCUCAGAGCCAGGUUAAGUGGAAGAAACUUUGAGAGAUUUCUUAAUCAAUUCCUUCUAUCUCUCAAACCAUCAGUAACUUCCCUGGUGAAAAAAUUAUACUCCUCUUACAGAUCUUCAGGCAUGGAAAUUCUACAGCAUUCUUUGGUAUAACCAACCCACUGAACUCUCCACAACAUCUUGAGUUCCAUUCAACUCGAGCUGAAGUAUUCUCUUUGAGUUUCAGUAGAUCUUUUCUAGUGUCCCACUUUUAGAAAGGUCCAAAGAUGAUAUAUAAUAAGAUAAGUGAAAAUAUAAUUAAUCAGAGCUUUAUUUGCAUAUCCAUUAAAUAUCUGAAGGCUAUUACCAAUUGUGCUUCAGCCUCCUUUCCCUUGCAGUUCUCCUAGGGUGGCAUCGUCUACGCAGUCUUGUUGCUCCAUUGUUGACCACUGAUGUAACUCAACGUGAAACCUUCCCAAAGCUCUCCACAUCACUCUCUGUUAUGGAUGUUACCAGCAGUGAACAUGAAGAGAACUUAUUUCAUGACUUCUCCAAACUAUAUUAUCUCUUUGCUAAGUCCAGACCCGCUUUUUCUACAUUUACAGGUUUUCUAUUUUAAUUGCCAUGCAAAAUUCUUUAUCAUAUUCAAUCAUUUUGGUUUAUCUUCCUGACUUCUUACCUUUAACAUCCCUGCUAAAGAUUACACUGUUGUUGUUUCUUUUUUUUUUUUUUUUUAACUACUCCUUUAAUUGGCAAAACAUUAAGGGACCUGAAUAGAAUUACUCUUAUCUUUUUGUGCUGAUUUAUGUCAAUCCAUCAUUCUGGUCAUUGAUGGAAGCAAAUUGCUUCCUAUGGUCUCUAAACCUUAUGUCCCUUCCAUACUCCAUGAGUAUCACACUGUGAGAAAACAAAAACAAAAGCAUUGUAGGGAAAGUAUGGCCAUUAUCUUUGAGGAAAUGUGUACCUAGGCACAAUCACUAAAAGGAGUUGGAGGUAUCAUUUGGUUAACACUGUUGUCAUUCUUGUUCUUAUCAUUUUGGACCUUGAAGAAAUUGUUGAUUCUCUCCUAGAAUUAGACAAACAAAGUGUGUUUGGAAAUAAUGAUUGUUUUCCUGCCUUAAAAAAUAUAUUAACAAAAAGCUUUUAUAAUAGGCUAUUUCCCUCUGGGCAGGUAUUAAUUCUGAGUAAGAAUUUUCAAUGACUACAUAAGGAUUUGCAUAACUUAUGAAAGAAGAGUCCAUUUCUAAUCAAAUAAUUCACCUGUUUUACUAGCUUACAGUGAUCUGAUUUCAGAGUUUUGCUGUAUCUUUUUUACAUACAUCAGAAAAAGAAAUGUUUACUAUAUUUUUAGUUCCAUUUAUGAUUGUAUUAAGCAUUUGACUAUAAGGAAAACUAACACUUAAAUCAAUUAGAAAAGCAACAUAAAACUAAAGGAUAUUUAGAAAAUCAGUUAUAUGUGAGCUUGGAUAUUCAAAUGUCACAAAUAAAAAACAUAUAACUAUUA
Molecule: messenger RNA, 6550 nt
Organism: Rhinopithecus roxellana (golden snub-nosed monkey)
Lineage: Eukaryota; Metazoa; Chordata; Mammalia; Primates; Cercopithecidae
Gene: MOB3B
Product: MOB kinase activator 3B
Exons: 4
Coding region: 493-1143 (216 amino acids)
Biological process (GO): positive regulation of protein phosphorylation; signal transduction
Cellular component (GO): nucleus; cytoplasm
Molecular function (GO): protein kinase activator activity
Source: RefSeq, a predicted model, not a curated record